Molecule: messenger RNA, 1539 nt
Organism: Talaromyces rugulosus
Lineage: Eukaryota; Fungi; Ascomycota; Eurotiomycetes; Eurotiales; Trichocomaceae
Exons: 2
Coding region: 1-1539 (512 amino acids)
Molecular function (GO): N,N-dimethylaniline monooxygenase activity; flavin adenine dinucleotide binding; NADP binding
Source: RefSeq, a predicted model, not a curated record
AUGGCGUUGAUUGACCGGGCCCGUUCCCUGCUCGUGUUUGCCGUCAAAAAUCCCCUCGCCUUUCUUUACAUUCUCCUCCAAGAGAUACUCGCCUUUGUGUUUUCCCCUGCGCCACCGCCGCCGACUGGUCAUCUUCAUCGCCCUAGAAUAGCCGUUAUUGGUGGCGGACUCACUGGCGUUUCGUCGGCCGCACACUGUGUUGGCCAUGGGUUCGACGUUGAGAUCUUUGAAGCGAGGCCCAAGGCGAAGGGACUGGGCGGUAUUUGGAGUCGUGUGAAUUCGACUUCUGCUCUCCAAAUUCAUUCCAUUAUGUUCCGCUUCCACCCAUCCGUGAAAUGGGAGUCUGCCUACCCAAGUCAGGAGCAAAUAAAAAAACAAAUCGUCUCAGUCUGGGAGAAAUAUGGGCUAGAUAAGAAGACUACUUUCGAUACUCCAGUACACUCUGUUAAAAAAGACUCGUUUGGGAAGUGGAUCAUCAACAACAACACAGCGGAGUACGGCACAUUUGAUGGAAUCAUCGCUGCUGUGGGAUCAUGCGGAGAUCCCAAGAUGGUCUCUCUCCCCAAUCAUGCAAAUUUCAAAGGCCCAACCUUCCACUCCUCCGAUCUCGAUGGCAAGCAGGUCAAAGGAAAAAAGGUUCUGGUCAUCGGCGGCGGGGCCAGCGCCAUCGAAGCCUUAGAAUAUGCGGUCAAAUGUGAAGCCGCCGAGAUUGACGUCCUGUCACGCUCAGACAAAUGGAUCAUUCCCCGGAAUGUUUUUGUUGACGCGAUUUUAUCAAUGAACAUUUUUGGCGGAGAGACCUCGUUCUCCUGGAUACCAGAAUGGUUACUGCGGAAAUUCUUCUACAGAGACCUCGAUGAUAUUUCACCGUCAGGCAAGGGACUAUACACUGAUACGCCAAUGGUAAACUCGGAACUCUUCGAUCAAAUUCGGGCAGGAAAAGCAAGAUGGCUGCGGGGCGACAUUGUCUCCGUUGAAGAAAAUGGGAUCCUGUUUAACCACCGUGCGAAAGGUGUACCCAAAGGUGGACCAGGGCAUGAAUCACAAGUUCAGGGCGAUGUCAUUAUCAUGGCGACUGGGUUCAAAAGACCAUCUCUAUCAUUCCUGCCAGAUACUGUUUUUGAAGACCGGUACGGGCCUCCGAACUGGUAUCUUCAAGUCUUCCCGCCUCAAGAUCCUAGCAUUUGUGCCACAAACAGCACCUAUCUGAACGCUAUUGGGACUGUUGGCAACUACCAUAUUGGCAUAUACACGCGUCUCCUGCUCAUGUUUCUCGUCGAUCCUUUGACCCGACCCCAGGAACCGCUGAUGAAGCUUUGGAUUGAAUUCACGAGAUUUGUGAAGCAAUUUGCGCCGACGGGAGCAUUUGACUUUUUCACAUACGCCGAGCUCAUCUACUGGUAUUGCUUUGUGAGCAUCGUAAACCCUUUCAGAUGGAAAUGGGUACCUUUCAUCUUCUUUGGCAUGUUUCGUGGGCUACCUGCGACCGUUGUUGAGCAGGAGGAUCGUUUACGUGAUUCGAAUGGCAAGGCUAAAUAA